ACCUGUCACGACUGUCACUGUCAGACUGUCUCCACCUAUCAGCUUUGUAAUGUAUAUUUGUUACGUAAAAUUGUUAAAAGAAAAUUAGUACCUAGGUAAUCUAAGAAAAAGUGUUGUUUCAAUCGAUUGUAUGUUUUUAUUCUUAUAAGUAUGCAGGCUAUAAAAGCUUUAGGAGUCGCUGCUCCUAAAACUAUCCUUUCUGUAGCUAAGAAAGGGGCUCUUGCACCAAUUGUAGAGCAAAUCCGCCAAACCCAUUUGCCAGCACCGAAUCCAAAUGAAAGGCGCCCAUACUCUCCGUUUCAAGAUUCGUCUAAUAUGGCUGAGUAUGCUGUGGCGCGCCUAGACGACUUAUUGAACUGGGGAAGAAAAGGCUCUAUAUGGCCCAUGACAUUUGGUUUGGCAUGCUGUGCUGUAGAGAUGAUGCACAUUGCUGCACCACGCUAUGACAUGGACAGAUAUGGUGUUGUGUUCAGAGCAUCUCCUCGUCAAUCAGAUGUCAUGAUUGUGGCUGGAACACUCACAAACAAAAUGGCACCAGCACUGAGAAAAGUUUAUGACCAAAUGCCAGAUCCACGAUGGGUUAUUUCAAUGGGUAGUUGUGCUAAUGGUGGUGGAUAUUAUCAUUAUUCAUACUCAGUAGUAAGAGGAUGUGACCGCAUUGUUCCUGUCGACAUAUAUGUACCAGGAUGUCCUCCAUCAGCUGAGGCAUUGCUUUAUGGAGUCCUCCAACUUCAGAAAAAAGUGAAAAGAAUGAAAACCAUUCAGAUUUGGUACAGAAAGUGAAUAUUGAAUAAAUGCAUAAAUCAAUAGACAAUUAUUUAUACUUUGUUGUAAUUUAAACCCUUCUGAAUACAUCUUAGUGCAAGCAUUAAA
Molecule: messenger RNA, 873 nt
Organism: Plodia interpunctella (Indianmeal moth)
Lineage: Eukaryota; Metazoa; Arthropoda; Insecta; Lepidoptera; Pyralidae
Product: NADH-quinone oxidoreductase subunit B 2-like
Exons: 4
Coding region: 151-783 (210 amino acids)
Biological process (GO): electron transport coupled proton transport; aerobic respiration; mitochondrial respiratory chain complex I assembly
Molecular function (GO): quinone binding; 4 iron, 4 sulfur cluster binding; NADH dehydrogenase (ubiquinone) activity
Source: RefSeq, a predicted model, not a curated record